CUUCGUCUGCUUCCUCCUCCUAGCGCCGCGAGGUCUCCCUACCCAAAACGCCGUCGAUCAACUUGAGCACGAAACAGCCACUUGGACCCGGACUCUGACAUAUUCUGACAUCGGAGGGAGUCAUCCGUACAAUGCUUUCAAGAACAACCUCUUCUUCUUCCACGAUAGCCCCUUCAAUUCCUCGCUGUUCCCUCAACAGAUCACCAUGUCCAGACUUUUGAUGUUUGCAAGCCUUAGGAGAGGUGCACGGUCUCUUAUUACAAACAAGCAAACUAGACAUUCAGAAUUUGGGAAAUUUGGAGCGGUUGUCAAGCAAACAAGCCAUUCAGAUUUAAGAAAGUAUGGAACGGUUGUCAGUGUUGGACUUCGUCUGCCCCAAUUUAGAGUGUACUCACAUUAUAGGUUUCAGGUUGGGGGAAAUUCCUCAUCUCUAUUGCACAAUGCCAAGGAAGUGUUGCCCUGGAGCUCUUUCUCCAGGAAUUACUCUAAAAUCUCUGCGAGCAGCACUGUGAUUCAUCGCACUCAAGUUGCUUGGAAAAGGCUUACUCAACAAUGUUCUGCCAAUGGUCGAACUUUUCCUUGCAUAAGCAGGGUUGCUCAGGCAGUCAGCUUGGCGUUGUCCCGCUCACACCUCGUAGUUCCUGGGGUUUUUGCCUUGACAUGUGGACAAGUGGUAUUGGCGCAGAGAACGGUAGCAGAAACAGAACGUUUCCCAUCACAGAUUUCUUUAUACAACCAUGCGCAAGAUGGGCAUGCAUAUUUAACCUCUUUACUGUUUUCUGUUGUAGAAGGUCUUAUCUUGGUAGUGAGGGCUCUCUAUCUUGCAGUAUUAUUCUCUCCUAGCAUAGUGAUGGCACCCUUUGCUGACUCUUGUGGACCUCAGUUUAGAACCAUGUGGCUUCAGGUUGUUCAUCGCACGCUGGAAAUGGCAGGUCCAGCAUUCAUAAAAUGGGGUCAAUGGGCAGCAACACGGCCUGAUCUAUUUCCAGGUGAUCUUUGCACCAAGCUCUCAGAGCUGCACAGCAAAGCUCCUGAACAUGGCUUUGCUUAUACAAAGAAAACUAUAGAAAGAGCAUUUGGUCGUAGGCUUUCUGAAAUUUUUGAUAGUUUUGAAGAGGCACCUGUUGCAUCUGGAAGUAUUGCUCAAGUGCAUCGGGCUUCAUUAAGAUUCCGUUAUCCUGGUCAACAGUUGAAGCCCAUGGUAGUCGCUGUCAAAGUUAGACAUCCUGGUGUUGGUGAGUCCAUUAGGAGAGAUUUUGCGAUAAUCAACACCGUUGCAAAGAUAUCAAACUUCAUUCCAACUUUGAAGUGGUUGAGAUUGGAUGAGAGUGUCCAGCAAUUUGCCGUUUUCAUGAUGUCCCAAGUUGACCUUGCGAGGGAAGCUGCCCAUUUGAGCCGUUUUAUUUAUAAUUUCCGUAGAUGGAAGUAUGUAUCUUUUCCUAAGCCUGUGUAUCCACUUGUGCAUCCUGCUGUUUUAGUGGAAACUUAUGAACAUGGGGAAAGUGUUGCACAUUAUGUUGAUGAACUCGAAGGACAUACUCGGAUUAAGACUGCUCUUGCUCACAUCGGAACUCAUGCACUUUUGAAGAUGCUUCUUGUGGACAAUUUUAUCCAUGCUGACUUGCAUCCUGGAAAUAUCCUUGUCCGGGUGGCUCAGAGCAAGUCUUCUCAAAAACGGCUCUUUAAAUCAAAGCCUCAUGUCAUUUUCCUUGAUGUGGGCAUGACUGCUGAACUUUCUAAUAGUGAUCGUGUAAAUUUACUGGAAUUUUUUAAGGCUGUUGCCCAUCGAGAUGGCCGCACUGCUGCAGAAUGCACACUAAGACUAUCACAGCAACAAAACUGCCCAAAUCCAAAGGCUUUUAUAGAGGUAUCCCAUGCAUAUUGAAAUUCCUUGUAGAGAAGAAUUAUAAGAAACAAUUUUAAGGGUCUAGUUUGGUUAGUGGUGGUAACUGAUUGGAUUUAAGAAAACCAUCCCUUUUUGAGCCUUGAAUUGUUUGUUUUCCUAAGAGUAGGGUUUAUUCAUAAGUGGGCUAGGAAUUUACUGGCUCAUCAAUUUGGAGAAAUUUUUGUGAAAAUUUUUUGUAUGGCUAGAAUCACUGAUUUCAAAAUCCUUUUAUCAAUGGUUCUUGGUAUUUUUUUGGCUGACUAUGGUUCUAGGUUGAACCUGCAUGUUUUUUCCUCUCCACAGUUAGUCUCUUUUCUGUUGCAUUGUUGAUCCAUGGACCGUGUUAGUUGUCAUUAAUGUUCACUGACUCUGUUCCAAAUUUGUGUUUGUGUUUGUUAUUGCUUUCUGCCUGAUUGUGGAAUUUAGCGCCAUAAAGUCAAUGUUGAUGGCAACGUAUGCACUGUACUGGUCACAACUUUGGUUCUUGAGGGUUGGCAGAGGAAACUCGAUCCAGGAUACAAUGUGAUGAACACAUUACAGACACUGCUACUUAAAGCUGACUGGGCAAAGGAUCUCGCCUACACAAUUGAGGGGCUGAUGGCUCCCUGAGACUUUUUAAAGAAAAGUGGUUUGGAAUACUUCCUUCAAGGGAUGUCCAAAAUAUGGUUUGUUUCAAUCAUAUGUUCUGAUAAACAAUUUUGAUAGCCACUAGACCACAGGAUACACUAGUCCUAAAUAAUAACAUUAACAUUUCAUUUAUUCUCUGAAAUUUUGAGAAAUUGUGAAGUUUCAUUCACAAUUCUGUAAUUAUGUUGUGAUUGCAUAUGGACGUUAUAUUUCACAGGCAAAGACAAUGAAAAAGAUGGAACAAG
Messenger RNA from Rubroshorea leprosula, 2757 nucleotides. NCBI's taxonomy places the organism in Eukaryota, Viridiplantae, Streptophyta, Magnoliopsida, Malvales, Dipterocarpaceae. The record is from the annotation of a GenBank genome assembly.